Chelonoidis abingdonii (Abingdon island giant tortoise) is the source of this 1742-nucleotide messenger RNA. Its product is annotated as histo-blood group ABO system transferase 2-like. The record is from RefSeq and is a predicted model, not a curated record. NCBI's taxonomy places the organism in Eukaryota, Metazoa, Chordata, Testudines, Testudinidae. Gene Ontology annotation, molecular function: hexosyltransferase activity. Gene Ontology annotation, cellular component: membrane; Golgi apparatus; vesicle. Gene Ontology annotation, biological process: carbohydrate metabolic process.
UGAUUUUCAAGAUGCAAAGAUAUUAAGACAGAACUUUUUCUUGAAUAUUUAGAUGCUGGGAAACAUGAAUUAAUUCAAUGAUUUCUUGGAUUAGUUACUUUCUAUUGAAUGCUGUCUUUUUGUAAGCCAAACUUCCAUUGUUCUUUCUCUAUAGCAACCAUAUCCUGGAGGAUUUACUACAAAUUGAAUUACCAAGAAUGAUUUAUACAAAGCCACAGAUUCUAAAGCCAUCGUUAGUGUUAGGAGUGGAGUCCCUUCUACUGUGCAGGAAGACAUGUUGGACCUGUUCCGAGCAGGCUAAUUCGUGGGAUUGAAACCACGGAGGAACCACACCAUCUCAGAUGGAGUUUUCAGAGCUGCAGAUGAAGACGCCGACCACGGUUCUGGGAGAGGAGAUCUGGUCUGUUGGGGAGAGUCCGGGGAGGACGGAUGGACAUGCGUAGCAGAAACCAGGGAGGAGGAUGAGCACUGCCCCAAGUCCCGUCUUCAGCCAAGGACGGUUGAGAAGGAACUGAGGAGGAUGCGGGACGCACGCACUCAGGAAGAUUCCAAUGAGAUGGGAGAAACCAACUGAGCACGUAUGUCCCGACCAGGCACUGCCACUGAAGAUCUCCGAUCAACUGUGCAGAGAUGCACCAUCACCUGGAGUGGAGCACCCACAGGGACAGCACUUGAAGAAACAUUAACUAGUUGCAGGAGAAGUGACGUCCUUAUGAUGACUCCAUGGUUUGCUCCAAUAGUUUGGGAAGGGACCUAUAACUUCGAGAUCCUGAAUGAGCAGUUCCGACAAAGGAAUGUCACUGUUGGACUGACAGUGUUUGCUAUCAAAAAGUAUGUAGUCUUCCUCAAGACAUUUUUAGAAACUGCAGAGAUGUACUUUAUGGUUGGACAUAGGGUGAACUAUUACAUUUUCACAGACAGACCAGAAGAAGUUCCUCAAGUUGCGCUCAAAGAAGGAAGGAACGUAGUGGUUCUACAAGUCCCAAACUCACCUAGGUGGCAAGAAAUCUCUAUGCGACGAAUGGAAGUGCUCAGCUACUUCUCACAGCAGCGGUUCAUUAAUGAGGUCAGCUACCUUGUGUGUGUGGAUGUAGACAUGAAGUUUAAUGACCAAGUUGGAGUGGAGAUCCUGAGCGACUUGUUUGGCACACUACACCCAGGUUUCUACACCGCAGAGCGCCAGUCUUUCACGUAUGAACGUCGACCUGCUUCUCAAGCUUAUGUGCCCAGCGAUGAGGGUGACUUCUACUAUAUGGGAUCCAUUUUUGGAGGAACAGUAAUGGAGGUUUACAAGCUGACCAAGAAAUGCCAUGAAGCCAUCAUGGUGGAUAAAGCCAAUGGAAUUGAGGCAAUCUGGCAAGAAGAGAGUCACUUAAACAAGUAUUUUCUUUACCACAAACCAUCCAAAAUACUUUCUCCAGAAUACAUGUGGGACGACAAUCUAGGUAGGCCAGAGAUCCUUAAGAAAAGAAGGUUUCUUGCUGUACGAAAGAAUCAUGCUGCAAUCAGAAAUAAAUGAAGUUAAUUUCAGUUCGCACUAAGCCCAGUCUAACGUAACUGAUAUUGUAGGUUUCCUUGGUUGAUGAAAAUAUACAAACAAUUGGUAAAGCUCCAUAACUUUUUAUGACAUCCCCAGUAGUUCUGGAUAUGGGAAUGGUUUGCAAGAUGUUGCUGUGAUGUCACUCUCCAUAUGUUUUAUGGAAAUACGCUAAUGAGUGUGAAUAUAAUGUAAUUGGAAUAUG